AUGAGUGAUGAGUCCGAUUCACCAGGAGGCGAAGAGUCUGCUGCUCCUAGCUACAAAACAAGAAAGAAAGCCAAGAAGAACAGCUUGGUAGAUGAGCAAUGGUCGCUAAAAGAGAUAACGAAAACCAAGCCUCUGAUCGACCAACCAGUGGCUAAAAAGCUGAAAAAGUUUUGGGAUAAGAACUGGGAUAAGUUUCCCGAAAACAUGAGAACCUCCUUCAUCUCGACAUUCAAAAAGGUCAAUCAAACAGAGAGCAACGUCAAAAGUCCAAGCAACCAUAUUAUUUGGAAAACCACCGUCACCUCAUGCAAAGAGGAUCUGGAUUGGGGUGUAUGGAUCAUCCUUCGGGCGAUUUACUACGACCCUGUGGUUCAUUCAAAGGACCAAAAAGACAUUCUGUUUAAAGCCAACUUCAUGCAAAACCAGGCAGCCAAGCGGAUCCAGCAACGCUACCCAGAGGUUAACAUCUUCACCGCGAAACUACCUGGCGAGCUGGACUCUCCUCGUCCAAGCGACUGGCCAGCUCUCGGUAGCACAAGCGGAUUUCCAAAGCUCAAGGAAGAGACCCCUAAUAAGAAGAGAGCCAGAUCAUCAUCCUAUACUCCGACAGUUCGCGGGUCAACUGAGCUCACAAGCGGACAGUCCGACACCGAAUCAGCUCGUCCAGGGUCCUUGUUUAGUAGUCAGGCAUCCUACGGGGAAGGACUUCAACGUCAGUUGAUGCAGGUAGCUCCCCCUUUUAAAAAGCGCAAGACGAUUGACAAAGUACCCACGGGCCGAGGAAGAAUUCGCAGGAAAAUACCUGGCAGCGAGUACAUCGACGAGGAAGAGGAUGAUGAGUCUGACUUCUCGACCUCAAUGAACCGGAAUUCAACGGUACCUGGUAUUAGCGCACACUCUGAAAAGAAUGUAGGCCUUACCGAAGCGCUAUCUGUAUUUGACGAAUUCCAUUAUAAUGCCUCGCCAUCUCGCCAUACCAGUGAGGACACCCUUCAACAGCUGAGGACAAAGAUUGAAGCACUCGAAAGCCGAGAAAUUCCUAAUGAGAACCGACUGGUGGUCGCAGUCACCGAACAGAUCAAGGGAGACCUUGGAUUUUCAAGCAAGACUGAUGUAUUGAAACUGAUCGCCAACGAGAUCGAAGACAUGAUGGAGAGUCCUGAAGGUGUCCAUGUAUUGGAGCACCUCAAAAGACAAGGGAAGCGAAAUAAUCCCCACGAACCUCCAUUUAAGAGUACUAUCAGGCAUUUUCUUCUUACCUGGGUGAAUGCUAUCACCGAAGCAGUCAAGAAUGAGCUUAUCGGGACAGGAUCUGAGGAAGACAAUCAUCCCACUGGAGAUUUCAGCAGAGCUUUACAAAAGGCCUCAGAAGUUAUAAAGGGAGCUUUCCGUCAAGCCCACCAAGACCUGGAACGCAUGGCUGGUAUUCUUAAUCCAGAGGAUCUCAUCAAGAGAGUGGACCAAGACAUGCUUCAAGACAUGCUUAAAACCCUUCUUCAAAAGCUUGCAGACGAAGACAAUAUCCCGUGUGUCGUACUUAGCGAGGAAUUCUAUGACAGAUUGCUGACAGAAGCGAAAGAAAGAAUCACCGAUGACUUCUCUGCUGAGCUUAAGAUGAAUAUCCAGGAAUGGAUUAGUAGCAUAGCACGCAACGCUGUGUUACUUGAUGAUGCCGAAUUUGGGGUUCAGCUGGGCGAAUUCGUAAAAGAGAGGGUGAAAGAAUAUACACCUCAACCGUCUGUAGACACAGAUAACCCAGCAGUGGAGAUUCCGGAAAAGCUCGAAACAUCUAUCAACGAACACGUACGCAAAGCAUGUGACGCGUGGGCAAAAAACGCAGGAGAGGCAUUGCGGGUGACGGCUUCUACCGAACAGAGCAAAAUCCAGAGCGAUAGUAUCGAAAACUUCAAGUGUGAAGUCAACACAAAAACACGGGAAGUUCUAUUAGCUCUUUCUGAAACAGAAUCUCAAAUGACGAAGCGUAUAUCGAGUCAGAUCGAGGGUGAUCGUGCUCAAUGGGUUGAGGCAAAGAUUCAGGAGAUCAUACUCAAGGAGUUCGGUGGUCAGCACCAACUGAGCAACCCAAACCCUGCGAUUAGUAUCGACGAACUCAACAUAGAGGGAAAGAUCCGAGCUGAGUUGAGGAAGGUUUUAGAUGCAGAAGUCAGUCAAAUCUGUGUUACACAGGCUAAACAGGCAAUCUCUGAAGCCAUCGUCAACGCUCAAUCUCAUGGACAACUCGCCUUCACACAGCAAGGUGCUUUCGGUUCCCAUCCGGUUCCCUCCACAAAUCAAAUGCAAAUGGUCGAAACUCGAGUACAGUCCCUUCAGGACAAGAUAACAGCGUUCGAGGGUGUCAUUGACUGCACCUACCAAGGCCAUAGCAUGGCCAAGAUCAGCCAACCACAAAUACAACACAUGCAGCACGCAAUGGAUGGCUAUGCGGAGAGAUUGGGAGAGAUCGAAGAGUUUCACCAACAGGUGAAGGCUCUCCAGCGAAAGUGUGAUCGAUUGGUAGCCAUCAUCUGCCAGUUAACUCUUUUACUAGUGGCCGUUGGAGUUGGCAUUGUUAUCUCUCGGUAUAUGAUUAUUGGUGAUUCGUAUCAACUUCGCCUUCCGUACUACCAUUAUCGGCAUGUGUAG
Molecule: messenger RNA, 2643 nt
Organism: Fusarium sp. VM40
Lineage: Eukaryota; Fungi; Ascomycota; Sordariomycetes; Hypocreales; Nectriaceae
Source: the annotation of a GenBank genome assembly